Messenger RNA from Rhodofomes roseus, 2118 nucleotides. Its product is annotated as MFS general substrate transporter. The transcript is spliced from 7 exons. The record is from RefSeq and is a predicted model, not a curated record. Gene Ontology annotation, molecular function: transmembrane transporter activity. The coding region runs from base 437 to 2083 and encodes 548 amino acids. NCBI's taxonomy places the organism in Eukaryota, Fungi, Basidiomycota, Agaricomycetes, Polyporales, Fomitopsidaceae. Gene Ontology annotation, biological process: transmembrane transport.
CCAUUCAAUAGGUGUUGUCAGCCAAUCUACUAACGCCAUGUGCAUAGACAGCGGUGUUCAGCGCAUAAAGGAAUGACUUGCGCAUCCACUCUCGGCUCCGCAACUCUGUUGGCGCGUCGCUUGAUCCUAUAGACCAUAAAUGGCUUCGAGAACCGCGCGCGCUGAAGGUUAAUGGUCUCGAACAGCGGUGGGCUCGUAUCGUCAAUAACCCGGUUUGGUGUUCGAAGCGGUUUGAAACAGCUAGUGCGGAUCUGAUUCUUGCUGCUCAACGGGAGAACUUCGUAGUAGAAGAUUCUCGUCUCGAGUCAUGGGCGGCUCGGGUUCUGUGGGAGUCCCAUUUGGCGCAAUACAGUGCAGAAUAUUUUGAAGCAGCUGCAACGCACUUAAAAUGAUGAUCGCCCUAUCGAUCAACCAACCCUCCCUGUUGCACUAGAGUAUGUCCAACAACCAGGUUGCGCUCCCGACAGAGCCGGGAUUUGAGGACGGUGCUGUACAAGAGGUACCGUCGGGGCCGUCCGACACGCAAGUCGACCACGAGCCUGCAGGAGACCAUCCGGUCGGGGACACCCCUCUUCCUAAACUCCAGCUCUUCAUCCUACUGUAUAUACAACUUGCGGAGCCGAUCACGUCGACAGUCAUCAAUCCGUUCGUCAACCAGCUCGUCCGGAAGACAGGUAUCACGGGUGGCGAUGAUGAUAAAACUGGUUACUUCGCCGGACUCAUAGAAUCGGCUUUCUAUGCCACUGAAGCGAUCUGUGUGCUGCAGUGGGGGCGCGCUUCCGAUCGUCUUGGCCGGAGGCCUAUCAUGAUGUCCGGGCUUCUAGGCCUUACGCUCUCGAUGCUAGGCUUCGGCUUGUCAAAGACGUAUUGGGCCCUUGUCUUGGCUCGUUGUGCCGAGGGCGCUCUCAACGGGAACGUAGGCGUUACGAAGAGUAUGAUGGCCGAGAUUACGGACGAAACCAACAGAGACAGAGGUUUUGCGUUCAUGCCCAUGAUAUGGAGCCUAGGCAGUACGCUCGGACCUACUAUCGGAGGCAUCUUCUCAACGCCUGCCUCGCGUUGGCCAUCCGUAUUUCACGCCGAGUUUUGGGAAAUGUACCCGUACUUUCUACCGUGCAUGAUAGCCGCUUGCAUCUCGAUGAGCGCGUUCCUCUUGGCAUUGUGUGGAUUGAAGGAGACUCUGCCAAAGACGAAGCGGCGACGUGUUACCAAAAACCCUACCAGAGCUCGGGAGCAGACUGCGCCACUAGAGUCCAGCGGGAUCCAGCUUGAAGAACAAGACGCCAUUCAACUUGUUGAGCGAUCGGGGCCCACGGCUACGAGGGCCACUCCAUCUGCUUCCCCGGCCGCCGAAAAGGACGAAUCAAAAAGCGAAGCGAUCGUUACCUGGUCACCAAUCGAGCCAGGGACGGCAGUGUACGAGCCUGUCGCCGAGACAGUGGCUGUUACUAUCCGAUCUAUCCUCACCGCUCAAGUCCUCUACCCUAUCAUGAACUACGGCUUCUUGGCUUUCACAGAUCAGAGUAUGGUUGUCCUACUUCCUCUCAUGUAUUCCACCGCCAUAGGAGGCGGCGGUCUUGGUUUCAGCUCCUUCAACAUCGGAAUCAUACAAGGCGUCACUGGGAUCCUUGCCGGCCUCGUACAGAUUUUCACCUUUCCGUGGUUUCGUCGUAGGUUCGGCAACAGGAGCUUAUACGUGGCCUCUUAUGCUUGGUACCUUGUUUGUGUGUGCGCGUUCCCCCUCCUUGCAUUCCUCGCAAAACGUGCUGGGAAAGCAGGUACUGCUGUCUGGGCGGUCAUCGUUAUCCAGAACAUAGCAUAUGCCGCGACCAAUAUGACCUGGGGUUGCAUUUUCAUGUAUAUCAGCGAAUCCGCGCCUACGCGAUCAGCACUGGGGCUCACAAACGGACUGGCGCAAACCACAGCAUCUGUAGUACGCGCUCUGGCGCCCUCCGUCGCAUCGUCGCUGUUUGCCGCCACUAUACAAGACAACAUAGCCAACGGGACUUUCGUGUACUGGUUGUUAUGUGCCGUCAUCGUUGGCGGUCUUUGUGCAUCUGUUUUACUACCGAAGCGAACAUGAUGAAUCUUGCAGGCUUCCAGGGGUUCAUGCAGUGG